UCAUAUGAAAACUGGUUUUAGUGUCAUAUAAAUAGUUUUAAAAAGAGAAAUGAUAUUUGAAAAAAGGUACCUUUUUUCAAAUGAAAACUUCUACUCUCAUCUUAAUCAUGGGCACGAUAUCACGAUGACCCGAAAGUUUUAGUGUCAUAUAAAUAGUUUAUGAAAGAAUCCAACUAAUGUUUUCGGCUUAAGUUAAUUUUGUUAUUAUGAUAGUUUAGAAGAAUUUUUGAUGGGAGCUACAAAUCGACAGUAAAUUAUUCAUAUUAUUUUUUAUAUGAAAAGUUAAUUUUUUAUUUAGAUUGAUGAUCUCAUGAUAACAUAAAACGGCGGUAAUAUUUUAAUGAAUUAUCCUCAGUUAAUAGAAAUGGUAUUGACACCAGAAAAAUGAUUUAUUUUUCUUAUUCAACAAAAAUAAUUUAUGAAGAAUAAAAAGGAUUUAACUUUAAAAAAAAAAAGAAUCACAACUUCACACAUAAAGAACACAAAUACUGAUAAACUAGCUUAAUUGAAGAAUUCGUAAGAUUUCUUGUAAUACUUUUUUUUUCUUGAAAAGAGCUUUCUAUUUUUUUGUUAAUACUUUAUACGUAAAUUUUACAUUAUUGGUUUGAAUUCUUGAUCAAUCACUAUAAAAUGUAAAAUGUUGUUAGUAAAAGAAAGAAAAAAACUUCUCAAACACACAUAAAUGAAGAUGCUCAUAGCUCCUCAGGCCAACCAAAACAGAACAAAAUUUGUUUGUCCACAACUUACAAAAGAGAAAAUAAUAAAACUUCUAUGAUGUUGAGGAUGGUGUUUAACUCAAACCACACACGAUACGUUAUUUAAUUAGAUGAUGUUGAAGAUGGCUUAAUUUUUUGGACCUUCGCGCCGCUAAUUGGCUGUGAUUAUACACUAUAAUUACUGGAUUUUGGUCUCCACUUCUUAUUGUUUAUCUUUGAUGUGGCUGUGUAAGAAACACCGGUUCAUUUGAUCAUCUUCAUAUAAAUAUAUAUUCAUUAUUUUCAACGAAUAAUCUCAUUGUAAGACGAGUACAAAAUUAUGUAACCACCGUAUAUUCUUAUGUUACAAUAAUUACCAAGUUGCGCUAGUUGCUGCACCUGGACAAGAUAAGCUUAAUCUUUUGCUUGACAGGUAGUGGCGGACUGACUAAAGAGAGAUGGGAUCACAUGACACAUCUUAUAGAUGUAUGCAAAAUACAUGAAGUGUUAGCAGCACUUUUGGUUAAAGUUAACAUAUUGAACACAAAAAACCAGCGUUUGACUGUUGUCCUAACCUCAAUUUUUUUUCUAUUGUUGGAUUCGCCACUGAUAGCAGAGAACAUGGGAGAAGGAUGUCUUUUGGAAUGUAUAUGGUCUGGUUAUUUGGAAGCUUACGUAAUCUUUACAUAUUUUAAAGUAAAUAAAUCUUUAAAUAAAUAUACAAAUUCAUGGGAGGCAUAGUUUUGUUUCAUUGUAUAGAAAUAUAUAGAUGGACGCACUUGUUGUAAAAAUACCAAAAUUUAUAUUACAUGCAUUUUGGAUUUUAGUAAUUUUAUCCGCUUUUAAUGAGGAACACUAGAUAGAUAUCUUGAAAAGAAAAAAAUGGAAAAAGUUAAUGGCAUGGAGUAAUCAAAGGAUAAUCACGUAAAAUCAGUAAAUGCAAACCCCUCAAAAUCCAACAAAAUCAAUAAAAACAUUGAGAAUAUUUUCUAAACAAUAUAUAUUCUUCGAUUUACAAUAAAUCUAAGCUUCUUUUACAGAAUUUCUGUUUUUUUUAACCGCACUAAUCCCUGAAGAAUGCUCCAAACCGAAUCAAGAAAAUGGAUCCAAAAACGUUGUUUUGUUUACCAGAAGGAGAUGCCUUGUUUAAUCCACUCAACACCAUGUUUAUUCAAAUGGCUUGCAUUCUCGUCUUCUCUCAGUUCUUCUAUCUCUUCCUUAAACCCUGUGGCCAAGCCGGUCCCGUUGCUCAGAUUCUUGCAGGGAUUGUGUUGAGUCUGCUCACAAUAAUCCAAAAAGUCCACGACUUCUUUCUACAAAAAGAGUCAGCAAGCUACUACAUAUUUUUCUCGUUCCUUUUACGAACAUGUUUCAUGUUCUUGAUCGGUCUCGAACUCGAUCUUGACUUUAUAAAACGAAACUUGAAAAACUCCAUUCUCAUAACCUUUGGCACAUUACUAUCUUGUGGAAUAAUCUGGAUCCCUUUCCUGUGGUUCCUCGUCCACUUCCUUCACAUCAAACAAGACUUCUUAACGUUUUACCUAGCCUUCCUCGUUACCUUAUCCAACACGGCAUCUCCUGUAGUCAUCCGCUCGAUCAUCGAUUGGAAACUCCACACGUCUGAGAUCGGACGGCUAGCAAUCUCCUGCGGAUUGUUCAUCGAGAUAACCAACAUAUUCGUUUACACCUUUGUCAUCUCUUACAUCUCAGGGACAAUGAGUGGCGAUAUCUUUGGCUACAUCUUUGCCACAGGAGUUAUAAUAUUGAUCAAUAGAUUCUUAGCUGCAUGGCUCCCGAAACGAAACCCUAAAGAGAAGUACCUCUCUAAAGCUGAAACGCUCGCCUUCUUCAUACUUAUUUUAAUAAUCGCGGCGACCAUCGAGUCAAGCAACAUAAACUCCACGGUGUUCGUGUUUUUCAUCGGAUUGUUGUUUCCGAGAGAAGGCAAGACUUACAGAACGUUGAUCAACCGGCUGAGUUACCCUAUUCACGAGUUUGUUCUUCCGGUUUACUUCGGUUACAUUGGGUUUAGAUUCAGCGUCAGCUCGUUAACCAGACGCCAUUACCUGGUUCUUGGUAUGACGGUGGCUUUAAGCAUCGUAGGGAAGCUUCUUGGAGUUUUAUUCGCUUGUUCUUUCCUUAAGAUCCCAAAGAAGUAUUGGCUUUUCUUGUCUACUGUUCUGUCCGUAAAAGGUCACAUGGGUCUGGUUCUCCUGGACUCUAACUUGGCUUACAAGAAAUGGUUUACUCCGGUCAUACAUGAUAUGUUCGUUGCGUCAUUGGUGAUCACGACUUUGUUGAGCGGAGUACUAUCGUCAUUGUUACUUUGGACGCAAGAAAAGGGUUUCUCCCACCAAAAAACAUCGCUUGAGUUCCACGACACCAAAGACGAGCUACGAGUGUUGACUUGCGUCUACGGUGUGCGUCAAGCUCGUGGACUAAUCUCUUUAGUCUCUGCUCUACACGGAGCUUCUUCUUCGCUCUUCACGCCUUAUCUCAUGCACCUCAUACCCCUCCCGAAGAAGCGGAAAACUGAGCUGUUGUACCACGAGCUAGACGAAGAUGGAGUGAACGCCAUCGGCGGAGACGAUGAGUUUGGGACCAACGAAGGACUAGAGAUCAAUGACUCGAUAGAUUCUUUCACUAGAGACAGAAAGAUCAUGAUCCGGCAAGUGAAACUCGUGGCGCAGAUGGAGAACAUGCACGAAGAGAUCUGUGAUGGUACCGAAGAUCUUCGCGUUUCGAUAGUGUUUCUUCCGUUUCAUAAACACCAGAGGAUCGAUGGGAAAACUACAAACGACGGGGAAGUGUUUAGGGAUAUGAACAGGAAGGUUCUAAAGCAAGCACCGUGUUCGGUCGGAAUCUUUGUGGAUAGAAACAUAACUGGGUUUCACCAGCUUCACGGGUUUGAAUCGGUGCAACACGUUGCUGCAUUGUUCUUUGGUGGUCCUGAUGAUCGUGAGGCUCUUUCCUUGUGUCAUUGGCUUACUAGUAACUCUCAGAUUCAUCUCACUAUUAUACAGUUUGUGGCCGAUGACUCAAAGGUGGAGAAACUUGUUGGAGAUACGGUGACUAAAGAAAACAAUGAUGUGUUAUUAGAGAUUGUUGGUGAAGAUCACACCAAAGAUGAAAUUGAUCGAAUUUUCUUAGAAGAAUUUUACAACAGAUUUGUAACGACGGGGCAAGUUGGAUUCAUAGAGAAGCGAGUAAGCAACGGAACACAAACACUAACGAUCUUGAGAGAGAUAGGAGAGAUGUAUUCACUGUUUGUAGUAGGAAAAAACAGAGGAGAUAGCCCAAUGACGUCGGGGAUGAACGAUUGGGAAGAGUGUCCGGAGCUAGGAACGGUCGGAGAUUUCUUGGCUUCAUCGAAUAUGGAUGUAAAUGCUUCUGUAUUAGUAGUUCAAAGACAUAGACACUCUUUUGAUAGCUUUGUAGAUGAAUAACAAACAUUCUUUAGUUUUAUACACCAAUGCUUCCAGUUUAUUAGUUUUUUCUUGCAUCAAGACAGACAUCAUGAUUUGAAAACAUAUUGAACAUGAGAAUUUAUAAGCUUUAAUAUUUAAAGGCUAAAUUCAAGACAAACAUCACAACUGUUACACCAUUUUUCAAUGUCUAAUUUUUAUUUAGGAGAAUAAAGCUGUAUCAUAUACUAUUUACUUCUGAAAAAAAUCAACUUAUUAUUUACUGUUGCAUAUCAAGAAAAAAUAAUUCAUAUGUAUAGUUUUGUUUAUAAAAUGCAUGGUUGUUUUCACUGGAGAUUUAAGCAUUGAAUAUAU
Brassica napus (rape) is the source of this 4474-nucleotide messenger RNA. Its product is annotated as cation/H(+) antiporter 1. Gene Ontology annotation, cellular component: membrane; endomembrane system. NCBI's taxonomy places the organism in Eukaryota, Viridiplantae, Streptophyta, Magnoliopsida, Brassicales, Brassicaceae. The transcript is spliced from 4 exons. The record is from RefSeq and is a predicted model, not a curated record. Gene Ontology annotation, biological process: regulation of pH; proton transmembrane transport. The coding region runs from base 1796 to 4141 and encodes 781 amino acids. Gene Ontology annotation, molecular function: antiporter activity.